Messenger RNA from Trachemys scripta elegans, 6194 nucleotides. It is a transcript of the gene YAF2, whose product is annotated as YY1 associated factor 2. Gene Ontology annotation, cellular component: nucleus. Gene Ontology annotation, biological process: positive regulation of DNA-templated transcription. Lineage: Eukaryota; Metazoa; Chordata; Testudines; Emydidae. The record is from RefSeq and is a predicted model, not a curated record. Bases 155 to 697 code for a protein of 180 amino acids. Gene Ontology annotation, molecular function: transcription coregulator activity; DNA binding. The transcript is spliced from 5 exons.
GGAGGGGCGGCGGGCGGCAGCGGGAGCCGGAGUUUCCCCGACAGCUGGAGGUUGCGGCGGCGGCUCCUCCUCCCCGCUCGAGCCAGGGCCCCCCGCGCUCCUCCUUAUUUACAAACACACAAAGGGCCGGGCCGGGGUCGCGUCUGCAGCCGGCAUGGGAGACAAGAAGAGCCCGACCAGGCCGAAGCGGCAGCCGAAACCCUCCUCGGACGAGGGCUACUGGGACUGCAGCGUGUGCACCUUCCGGAACAGCGCCGAGGCCUUCAAGUGCAUGAUGUGCGAUGUGAGGAAGGGCACCUCCACCCGGAAACCUCGACCUGUCUCUCAGCUGGUUGCACAACAGGUUACUCAGCAAUUUGUGCCCCCUACACAAUCAAAAAAAGAGAAAAAAGACAAAGUAGAAAAGGAAAAAAGUGAAAAGGAAACAACUAGCAAAAAGAACAGUCAUAAGAAAACCAGGCCAAGAUUGAAAAAUGUGGAUCGGAGUAGUGCCCAGCAUUUGGAAGUUACCGUUGGAGAUCUGACAGUCAUUAUUACAGACUUUAAGGAGAAAACUAAGUCACCACCUGCUUCCAGUACCGCAUCUGCAGAUCAACACAGUCAGAGUGGUUCUAGCUCUGACAAUACAGAGAGGGGAAUGUCCAGGUCAUCUUCGCCCAGAGGAGAAGCCUCAUCGUUGAAUGGAGAAUCUCAUUAAAGUUUAUUUUCUCCAGUUUCUUUAGUCUCUUCUCUUCAAAACAUGCAAAUACACAACUUCUGCCAACAGCUACCACAUUUUCAUGACAGAUUAUCCAUGCACAAUUGAUAUGUUUACUGGAACAUAAUUUAUGCAGUUUUACAAAAGUGAAGUGAAGCAGUAGAAAUAAUAAUUUAAAUGCAAUCUACAAAUGCCUACAAAGCAUUUUCAGACUAACUUUUUAAUCUUCACAUUUAAAGGUGCCAUGAAAAUGUGGUUUGAAUGUUCAUUAUGCAGUGUUAUUGGUGGAAACUAAAUGGAAAAGAGUAUACUGAGUUAAUGGAUUACAAGAGAGCUGAAUCUGUUUAAAGUAAGCAAUAUAAUGAUAGUGAAUCUCAAUGCAAGAUCCUUUAUGAAAUGUUUCAAUUUUAAAACAAAAUGAAUAUUAACAUAUUUCAGUACUCUUUGCAAACAUCAAAUAGUGAUCUAAUACCUAUAGUUCACUAAGUCAGAACCUUAUUAUUAAAUUUAGUAUAGGUUGACCAUUCAGCACCUGCAACAAGUGUCUUUUCUGUCUAGAGAAGUAGGCAGUCAUUGAUUUAUUUAUUUAGUUAAUUUGCAUGGAAUUGACUACUAAGAGGUAUAAUCUAAUAUCAAAUGAAAGCAAUCCUUAGUAUCUACAAGAGAAAUUUUAAAGUGUGGUUAUUAUCAGAAAAGUGAUUGUAAAAAGAAUGUCACUGGAUUGCUCGUUUUUACUCAAGAAUUUCUAUAUCAAAUAUACUCCAUUUAUGUAAAAUUGCCAGCACUACAUACUCCACCUAGAGUUUGUAAUUAAGUUGUAGUAUUGGGGUUAUGUAAGAGGUGUAAAGAACAAUGAUAAUGUAACCAAACGUUAGCUUGCCAUUCCUGUAGAUGCAUGAAACACAUCAGAAUUUUUGCUCUUCUAUAGCAAAAGUGGUGUGACAGUGCUGAUGCCAGAGUUUAAAAAAAAUAAUCAGCGAAGUAAGGAGAUCUGACUCUCUACUCAUAACAUUAUAACUAUACUUUAAACCAGCCUCACUUCCAUAAUCUCUGAAGAAGUUUUCAGUUGGUUUAUACCAAGUCCUUUCUUCAACUCUGUAAAUUCAUAAAAAAGGUCUACUCUAUCUUUACUCAGUUUGUAGAAUGUAAAAACCUAACACUGUAACUCAUUGUUAGUUAUUUUUCUUUUACUGUUCUCUGCAUAAUAACUGAUCAUCUGUUACAUUCUAAGUCUGCACCAACCUUCAUCAGCCGAGCAUUUUGCGUGGUUACAUGAGAUGAUCCAACAAAGAUGAAUGUGAUGAUGCUCCAUGUAAAUAAGUUCCUUUGUGCAUUGAUUGUCCACUGUUUCAAAAACAAAAAUAAUAAGAUGCAGUUAAUUCACUGUAAAGGUGUAAAAUAAUUCAAUGUUUUGUCAUCCUGUUUUUUGCCACUAAUUAUAGCUGGCAUAAGGAAAUACUGAAAUAUACAAUAGUAAGGUGUGAUUUAUUUUUUUACUUCUGAAUUUCAAAGUCUGCAUAAUAGAAGCAAUCAAAAUCUGUACCAAGUAAUACCAUGUCAAAAUCUGCAGUGUAAAAUGUUGACUCUUAAGAUUAGUGAUAGGAAAAAGGUUAUAUUCAAAGGCUUAAUUUUAAGUUUUGAUGCAGUGACUAGUCUUGAAACAAUCAAGAUUAUGAUCUAAAAUGUUACCCUACUGUAUGUGUUUCUCUAGCUAUUUGAUGUUAUAUGGCAUAGAUGAUAUAGUUCGAACAAUUUAAGAUUAUGCAGUAUUCUGCAUUUUAGAUGUGUGUGGGUUUUUUUUGUUUUUUUUUUUUAAUGUGGUCAGAGGCAGUGCAUUUAUCUACCCAUGUAAAAUAGAAUGGAUAGGUGGCUCAUGCUUUUCCCCUCCCACCCCUCUGUAGCCCCAGGACGUGUCUUCCAAGCUCCACACAGUGGUCUAGUUCUGUCCUGUGGCAGAAGUAGCCUAAGGUUGCCUCACCACUCUGGCACAUGUGGGGACGCUUACAAAGUGCACAAAUAGGGAGGCAAUUGAUUAGGUCUGGGUGAUUAACCAGUUAACAUGAGGAUUAACUUGUCAGCUGGGGACUGUUAAACUGGAGACAGGAAGGCAGAGGGGGAAAGAGAGGCUGGAAAGAAGGGCAAAGACACUUAGGACCUCUUUCCCCUUCCCUCCCCCCAUGCCUAACAGGUCUGCUGAAACUUGGGGAAAGCCUUAUGGUGACGGGACAUGAAGCUGCAUAAAACAUUGAAAAUAAAGUGCACUGUGGUGAAUUUACAUAAGAAUGUGUGAGGACUGCUUGCAAAGGAAGGUCCAGGGUGAGGGAGCCCACCCAGUGACAUGCCCUUUGUAGUUUUAAUUCUUUCUCUCCUCUUCCCAAAAGUGGGAAGACUUCCCAGAUCAUGCAGCUAGCUGUGCUUAUGAAAUAUAGGAGGGAACUAGUGAUAGACCUGUCAAGUGUGUGCUUUCAUUAAAAUCCACUUUUUUUCUCUCUCUGUAUCUAAUCUAUUUCUCUCUCCCUUACAUGCCUUCUGAUACUACUACUACUACUGUCUACUAGAGAGAAGGGCUGAAACCAAUUUCCUUUGGAGUAGCAGAAGUCAUAGCAGAGGUAGAUGAAAUCAAUUUUUCCCCCUGGCAAUUGCAUGUUACCACAUCUGUAGUGGGUUUGAUCACUAGGAAAAGCUAGCUCUGGAGAUAAGUUCAAAAUGUUAAUACAGUUAUUGGAUAGUGGACUAGUCCAAUGCUAGGCAUGUUUAGCUAGCAACACAUUCUCUUAGCAAAUUGGUAAGAUUUGAGGUUGUUGGAAAUGUCACUGGAAGAGUAGAGCUAUAAAAGGUUGGAUAUCAUUUCUUACCUGACUUCAGAAGCAUGAGUCUCGUUUGAAGGUAUAUAUUGCACCUACUAGUAAGUAGAUCAGCUUGACUUUUAUUUUUUUUUCUCCUGCUUCACAAGUAUUUCAAGGCAAUAUUUCUGUAGCAGGAGGAGGAAAAAGAAAACUGUAGUGUAAACAAAAGCCACAAAUUUGAGCCUAAUUGAACACUAAAACAAAACCAACAACUCUCUCCUAACACCAUUUUAAUGAAAAGCAAUACAAUCAAUCUAGGAUCUAGUUAAAAUAAGAAAAAAUACUUUGCAAGUCUUGUUACGAACAAGUACUUUACAAACAUUUUAACCUCCCCUAUCCAUCUGUAUGCAUUAGGUAAAUAGUAUUAUUCCCAUUUUGUAGGUAAGAAAACAGGAUUUACAACUUAAAUGACUUGCCCAACAUGUCACACAGGGAAAAUUGGGGUAGAGUUAACAAAUAAUAAUUUAUGAAUAUGCUACUUCAUUAAACUAAUCAACCUGGUCCUUUGGCUCUAGAGGUAGAGGCUCCUGCUUUUAAAUUCAGAGAUUCUGUGUUCAAACCUGGCAGACAACCCACCCAGAGAUAUAAAUUACCAAUUCCAUUAGUUCAAGGUACUAGCAAAGAAAGUGGCUAGUCUAGCCAUUAAAGAAAGACAAAGAGCCACUUGGUGUUAGCCUGGGCUACAUAAGCAGAGAAGAUAGUGAUAGAAUAUAUGUGCCAAAGGUGUUAAUGUAACCCAGUCACUGUCAAACAUUAAACAAUUUGAACAAGGGAUUUGGUGUACAGAGAUGUCAGCCUGCUUAGUACCAUGGCACAAACAUCAUUAAAAAGCCCUUUAACCUUAUAUUAAAGAUAGAGAAGAGAAGGCAAAACAGUUAAAGCAUUUACAAUGUGAAGUAUUAAAUAAGACUUUCAUUUUAAAAUUUCUUGUUCCCUUUCCCUUCAGGAUGGAGAGAGUUUUAGAAGGAAAAAAACCCUUGUUUGACAGUCUCUUUGAUGGUAUUAAUGAUGGCAGUAACUAUCCAUCUGAGAAAAAAGUUAGUUGAGAUGAGCAAGAGCUGGAGCUGUUGUUGCUGUUAAAAUCCUUUCAUCCCAGCCAAUAGGCUGGUGAUGUCCUUUGGGUCCCUCUCUCUGGCCUGGUGUGGUCAUUUUUCCAGAUGAGGAUGAAGAAGUCCCAGGAGAUGGUAGUGGCAGCCCUGAUGAUGAAGUUUGGUUCAGUAGUCUCCAUCUGUUAUUUUAAGUAUGUGUUACGUAUUUUUGUUCUUUCACAUUUUCCCCACAAAAUCUUUCUUUUAAGGACCCAGAAAGGGAUUGAUGAGUAGAAUAGCCCCUCCUCUUAUUAUUUUGUCCACCAACUAGGCCUACUAUCCAAUGUACCAAUUUUGGCUCAUUAACUUCUGGCUCCACAUCUGUUUUUUAAUGCAUAAUUUCAAUCCAAUCCUUGAAUCAUCUCAACUUUACCUUCUUUAGCCUAAUUUAGUUAUUCUGUCUUCCUUUUGUACCUUUUCCCAUCAACAUUUGUUGGUUUAUUUUAACACUUUAUGAACUUUUACAUACUUUUUAGUUGCGCUCACAAUUCUUGAAAAUUUGUUGGCCACAGCCACUGUUGUGACAAUUGGGCCUAAGUUCUGACCUUUUUUAGAAGAUAUAUUACUGGUUUCCCCGAAAAAGAGAAUAUCUAUCUCAGACUGAUCCUUCUUUGCAGAGAAUAAAUCAAAACCAAGAUCUAUUGAGUGUACAGUUCUCUAGGCAAGAGAAUCUACCAUCAGGUUUGUCUUCCCUAACACAACAGCCAACAACUAUGAGAGAUUCUCUUUGACACUUUUUAACUAAGUUUAGUAUUGGUUAAGUAUCAUAACUCCACUUGUAAAGGAAAUAGACUCUGCUCUAACAUCUCUUUGAAGUCCAGGGCCAAUUUCACUGCUAGCGUAAGUGGAUGCGAUUUGUUUGAAAUAAUAAAUUAUACUUGAUUAUGCUAGUGGUCAAUUUGACAGACACACACACAUUUCCCCUCCCCCUCCCCCCCAGUGUUCCUGAGCCAUUGAAUAGUUUAGGUAUUUCUACAAACUAAAACUUGUGUGUGAUGGAUGAUCUCCCAACUCUGCUCUAGUUUUUACAUAACUUUUCCUUUCUAGAUAAGUGAUAUAUAGGGAGAAUUUUUGCUAAAUGGUUUUCCUUUGUACACUCAUGGGAGCUCUCUAGUUGAUGAGACUGGCAUUCAGAAUGCCAGUUACCACUUUGGUUCUCAGAUUCAUAUCCCUGAAAAGGACUGCUUCUAUCACUUGAAGGAGGCUUUCACUCAUAGGAAAGUAGGUGGGAUAUGUUCUAGAGCUUGAUGAAGAAGUGUCCCCCAAGUGACACAUAGUACCUGAAGGCUUUUGCAAGGUGCAGGAAAGAAGCUUUGGAGAGGCAGCCAAGGGUGGAUGGAGAGGUAGAUCUUCUGCCAAAAAGAACACACAGAGUUUUCACCAUCUCCUUAUGGAGAUCCUGGGGAGAUGGCCUCUUAUCUCCAAGAUGUAUCUCAAUACUUUUUGUUGGAUUGAAGAACAGAGAGGAUUAUAGCAAGAGAAAAAUUAUUUUGUAAAUCUCUGAAUGAUGACUAGAAAGUCUUCCUACUUCUGUGUUUAAAUAAAAAAAACUUCAUGAGCUAA